Messenger RNA from Trichoderma gamsii, 621 nucleotides. RefSeq names its product calcium-binding protein NCS-1. Lineage: Eukaryota; Fungi; Ascomycota; Sordariomycetes; Hypocreales; Hypocreaceae. The record is from RefSeq and is a predicted model, not a curated record. Bases 1 to 621 code for a protein of 206 amino acids. The transcript is spliced from 3 exons. Gene Ontology annotation, cellular component: membrane; cytosol; intracellular membrane-bounded organelle. Gene Ontology annotation, molecular function: calcium ion binding.
AUGGCCGUUUUUUCUCCGAUUUCUCAAUUUUUGACUGAUUACGUUGUUCAUCGUUUUAGACAGUCAAAACUCUCUCAGGAGCAGCUCGCCGAGCUCCAAAAGUCAACUCACUUCGAUAAGAAGGAGCUUCAGCAAUGGUACAAAGGUUUCUUGAAGGACUGCCCGUCGGGCAUGCUCUCCAAAGAGGAGUUUCAAAAGAUCUACCGCCAGUUCUUCCCAUUCGGGGACCCGAGUUCGUUUGCAGAUUACGUAUUCAAUGUGUUCGAUAGCGACAAGUCUGGUAGUAUCGACUUUAAGGAAUUCAUCUGCGCCCUGAGUGUUACCAGCAGGGGUAAGAUGGAGGACAAGCUGGAUUGGGCGUUUCAGCUGUACGACAUUGACGGCGACGGCAAAAUCAGUUAUGACGAGAUGCUUCAGAUUGUAGAGGCAAUUUACAAGAUGGUCGGCUCCAUGGUCAAACUCCCCGAAGACGAAGAUACGCCCGAGAAGCGAGUACGGAAAAUCUUCGCCAUGAUGGACAAGGAUGAGAACGGCAGCCUGGACAUGGAAGAGUUCAAGGAGGGAAGCAAACGGGAUGAGACGAUUGUUUCGGCGUUGUCUUUAUACGACGGGCUUGUGUAG